UCGCAUUUCAGCUACACUGUUCUUUUUAACGACUUGCAUUUUAAUCCUACUUUAAGCUGAUGAGUAACCCUGCUGAAAUUCAGGUGAGUUGUUGGGAGGGACCUGGCUAUGUUUGCCGCCCCAGACCAGCGGGCGACGGUAGACUGGUCAUUCUCCCGGGAGUGUUGGGCACAUUUCAGUAGCGUGGAAGCUAAAACAAGAGGAGCUGUGUUUGUUGAAUUCCAUUAUCGCGUAGUCAAUUACCCCGGUGGUGCUCGCAGAGGAGGUCUCGCGGCGAUACCAAGUCGGGCGCAGCACACUGUCGGGGCUCAUCGAAUACUUCUCCAACAGGUAAGCAGCACAAGGGGUCCUAUGUCCACCGGCCAGGGUGUGCAGCCAGGAGGGUGCUUGGUUAUUGAUGUGGGAACACCAACCAUGUCGACCUGUAGGGCGCAAAUGGAGGAUGCGGUUGCAUCAGCGAUUGAAAAAGUACAGGUGCAGGGCAAGCACGGGGCCCGGAAUGGACCACACAACCAGCAGCGGAGAGGGUCGGCAUCGAUCAAUAUCGGGAGCGAGAUCGCGGGUCUGGGUCCGGCGCUACAGAGGGAGGUCGAUGACCUGGUCCGCAUGCACCUGCAUUUGGCAGAGCGUAUCAAUAACGAGGUAGUCCGGCCAUUGCAUGUAUUCCUGAACACGGAUGCGUGGAAGGUUGCGCUAGAGAUCGAGGGCAAGAUCCGGACGAUGGCAUCGGAGAUGCAGUCUCACCACGAGUCGAUUCCAAAGCUUUCGGCGCGCACAGUUUCAAAGUCAGCAAAGACCAGCCAGCAGGCAGCGCAGAAGCUCGAAGACGAGAAACGAUCACUGAUGCAGCUCCAGGACCAGUGGCAAUCGACGAUAUCGACAUUAGUGGAGGACUUUGAGACAGCGGAUGUGGCGCGCGUGGAGCUCAUCCGCGACGCCGUGUUCAAGUUCGAGCACUACCGGUCGGAGUUCCUGAAGAAGGGCCUGGGCGGGCGUUGCGUCCGCAGUGGAAGUCGCCACAAGCAUGACGACCAGCCCGCAAAUUGCCGCAGUGCUGAACAGCCCGCGCAACAUGGAGCCAGCAGAUGUGCAUAGCCCGCAGCCCGCAGAGCCGGUGACAUCAGCA
Molecule: messenger RNA, 1126 nt
Organism: Linderina pennispora
Lineage: Eukaryota; Fungi; Kickxellomycota; Kickxellomycetes; Kickxellales; Kickxellaceae
Exons: 4
Coding region: 109-1095 (328 amino acids)
Source: RefSeq, a predicted model, not a curated record